Mytilinidion resinicola is the source of this 519-nucleotide messenger RNA. RefSeq lists its product as uncharacterized. NCBI's taxonomy places the organism in Eukaryota, Fungi, Ascomycota, Dothideomycetes, Mytilinidiales, Mytilinidiaceae. The transcript has a single exon. The record is from RefSeq and is a predicted model, not a curated record. The annotation marks the transcript as partial.
UUUCCCCUAACUACGCGGUUCCCCUUUCCCUCGCCUCCGGCCUUGAAAGCUUUCGAAAUUUCAUCCCCACUACAAUCAGCCAAUCUAAGAUCCCUCAGUCCAUCGUUGAUGGAAAACCUCACUCAACCAAAGUCCGAAAAGCGCGUUUGUUUUUCAGAAAACACGCAAGUUUCCAUAAUUCCCGUGGAGCUUGACUCUUUCGCAAAUGAUGUGCCAGCCCCCGAGCCGUCUGAUGAGGACUGCGAGCUUUCAGAGCGUAUGUGGCGCAGCGCUACAGAGAUGCAGCGUCGCGUUGAUGAGCAGCGCAUGCGAUCGAAGGUGCAGGGCGAAACAUCAGCAGGUAAGCCCCUACCGUCUUCUAAUAGAGUUAUGUUCCAGAAGUCGCAGGAAGAUCGAAAUUCGGAGAUCGAGAAGUCCUUGCAGGACGUCAAAGCUCUCGGUCGGAAGCUGGAGCGCAAGGCACGGAAGUGGUUUGACAACAAGCUCUUUGCUGGACGGAAGGGAGACCAAAAUGACUAA